CGCGGGGCUGUGGGCCGGGGAGGCAGUGCCGGGCCGGGCCGGGCCCUGCUGCCGGUCAUGCUGACCUUCUUCCUCGUCUCGGGGGGCUCUCUCUGGCUGUUAGCGGAGUUCAUUCUCUCGCUUCUGGAGAAGAUGCAGACACAGGAGAUUCUGAGGAUGCUGCGGCUGCCCGAGCUGGGCGACUUGGGUCAGUUCUUCCGCAGUCUUUCCGCCACCACCCUCAUGAGUAUGGGUGCGCUGGCCGCCAUCCUCGCCUACUGGUUCACUCACCGGCCAAAGGCCUUGCGGCCUCCGUGCAACCUCCUGAUGCAGUCAGAGGAAGUGGAGGACAGCGGGGGGGCCCGGCGGUCCGUGAUUGGGGAUGGCCCUCAGCUGCUCGCCCACUACUACGACGAUGCCAGGACCAUGUAUGAGGUGUUCCGUCGCGGGCUCAGCAUCUCAGGGAAUGGCCCGUGUCUUGGCUUCAGGAAGCCCAAGCAGCCUUAUCAGUGGCUGUCCUACCAGGAGGUGGCCGACAGGGCUGAAUUUCUAGGGUCCGGACUUCUCCAGCACAACUGCAAAGCAUGUACGGACCAGUUUAUUGGCGUUUUUGCACAAAAUCGACCAGAGUGGAUCAUCGCGGAGCUUGCCUGCUACACGUAUUCUAUGGUGGUGGUCCCACUCUAUGACACCCUGGGCCCUGGGGCCAUCCGCUACAUCAUCAACACAGCUGACAUCAGCACCGUGAUUGUGGACAAGCCUCAGAAGGCCCAGCUUCUGCUGGAGCACGUGGAGAGGAAGGAGACUCCAGGACUCAAGCUGAUUAUCCUCAUGGAGCCAUUCGAGGAAGCUCUGAAGGACAGAGGGCAGGAGUGUGGGGUGGUCCUGAAGUCCAUGCAGGCUGUGGAGGACUGUGGCCAAGAGAAUCAUCACGUCCCAGUGCCCCCUCAGCCCAGUGACCUCUCCAUUGUGUGUUUUACAAGCGGCACCACAGGGAACCCGAAGGGUGCGAUGCUAACUCAUGGGAACGUGGUAGCUGACUUCUCGGGCUUUCUGAAAGUGACAGAGAAAGUGAUCUUUCCGAGACAGGACGAUGUGCUCAUCUCCUUCCUGCCUCUGGCUCACAUGUUUGAGAGAGUGAUCCAGUCUGUCGUCUACUGCCACGGAGGGCGCGUCGGCUUCUUCCAGGGAGACAUCCGUCUCCUCUCGGAUGACAUGAAGGCUCUGUGCCCCACCAUCUUCCCGGUGGUCCCACGGCUGCUGAACCGGAUGUACGACAAGAUCUUCAGCCAGGCGGACACACCAUUAAAGCGCUGGCUUCUGGAGUUUGCAGCAAGGCGUAAACAGGCUGAGGUCCGGAGUGGAAUCAUCAGGAAUGACAGUAUCUGGGAUGAAUUCUUCUUUAAUAAGGUUCAGGCCAGCCUGGGGGGGUGUGUGCGGAUGAUUGUGACUGGAGCAGCCCCCGCGUCACCCACAGUCCUGGGAUUCCUCCGGGCGGCUCUGGGAUGCCAGGUUUAUGAAGGAUAUGGCCAAACGGAGUGCACAGCUGGAUGCACCUUCACCACGCCUGGGGACUGGACCUCAGGGCACGUAGGGGCGCCUCUGCCCUGCAAUCACAUCAAGCUCAUCGACGUCGAGGAGCUGAACUAUUGGGCCAGCAAGGGAGAAGGAGAGAUAUGUGUGAGAGGACCAAAUGUGUUCAAGGGUUACUUGAAAGAUCCAGACAAGACGAAGGAGGCCCUGGACAGCGACGGCUGGCUCCACACAGGAGACAUUGGGCGGUGGCUGCCGGCGGGGACUCUUAAAAUUAUUGAUCGGAAGAAGCACAUAUUUAAACUUGCUCAGGGAGAAUAUAUUGCUCCUGAGAAGAUUGAGAACAUCUACAUCCGGAGUGAGCCCGUGGCACAGACUUUUGUGCACGGGGACAGCUUACAGACCUUUCUGGUGGGCAUCGUUGUGCCCGACCCGGAAGUCAUCCCCUCCUGGGCACAGAAGAGGGGAAUCGAAGGCACAUAUGCAGAGCUCUGUGCAAACAAGGAGCUGAAGAAAGCCAUUUUGGAAGAUAUGGUGAGGUUAGGAAAAGAAAGCGGACUCCAUUCUUUUGAACAGGUUAAAGCCAUUCACAUCCAUUCUGACAUGUUCUCAGUUCAAAAUGGCUUGCUGACACCAACCCUAAAGGCUAAGAGACGGGAGCUGAGAGAGUACUUCAGAAAACAAAUACAAGAGCUUUACUCAGUCUCCAUGUGAAGUUCAAGGGAAGUUCUUCUCAGUGCAAUGGACUGUGUAGCAAUAUUAUAGUUGUUAUUGAAAGUAAUGAGUCAGAAUGAUGCAGCUGAAAAUGAACAAGCACGUGACCUUACAAUUGAGCCUUUUCUUGUCCUGAGAGAUCUUUAACAAUAUUUUCUCUAUCAUCACCGAAUACACUUUAUUUUUAUUAAAAUGAUAUUGUAGCAAGCUGCUAAAAAUAUUGCAAAUGGCAAUGUAAAAAUCAAGACUUUUCUCAAGAACUGUGUACCACUAAAAGAAAUAUAUUCUCAAUGUUCUCAGCACUCCUAUUAAACAUAAAGGAAAAACAUAACUGAUAUAUUGUACUUAAUUACCUGUGGAAUAGUAACCAGAUAGAGCAAAUAUCUAGGCAGUGUGGACUACCUCAUUCAAUAACUAAUUGUCAAAAUCACAAUUAAAUCAGACUUAAAAAUUAGAACUGAGUGUACAGAAUCACACUAAACAAAACAUAACUCACAUUUUACACAACUUCAGAUUCUUCAAACAUGACAGUCCUUGUUGAUGUGAAAAAAGUUUUCUCUCUAAUUUUUACUUUUAUUCAUGAAAAAUACAAAUUCAGAUAUUCUUAAAACAAAUGUUAUAUUUAUAUAACAUGUUACAAAAAUCUUUAAAUACAUUUUCUCAUAAGCUUAUUAAAAUAUUCAGUAACUACCUAGAAAAAAAUAUAAUGUAUUAACUACUUCAAGAAUAGUGUGUGUAUAUUCUUGGACUUCUUACCACAUGAAUUCUAAAAGCUGUCUGUUGUCUCUACAAUGAAUGGAUCUUUGGGGAAGACUUGGGGAAAAAAACCCAGAAUUAUUCCUCAGGGUGGGCAGCAAUUAAAGCACCUAUGUUCCUUGCUAGGUUCCUCCAGGCUUCCAUUCUCAAUGUGUCUGCUCCAAGCCUGGGAAACCCAAAAUGGCUAUCAUUCUGAACAAUUUUACUUUUUUUCAGCAAGACUAUCAAGGCACAAUGUGGGGAGGAAGGAAUGUUACUUCCAAAUAAAGUAAUUUUUCCACAACAAUUUUGAAGAAUAUAAAUAUCUCCUCGGGGUAUAAUUCCAUUCAUAGAAUCUUUAAGUGCUUCUAAGCUCUACCACAAAAACCUCUCUUGCAUUAUGUAUUUAGACACUUCUUGCACCUGGGUGUCAACAAUUUCAUGUAAUUAAAGCCCAGUAUGAACAGCAAUUAAGGUCCAAGCUACAGACUGUCCACCUGCAGAAGGAAACCUCCCUCGGAAAGCAUUUUAUUUAGAGAUGGGACCCUGCGAGCAGAGAUGGAGGCGGGGCUCAUAGUCCAGAAGCCCCUUCCCCCGGAACAAACCCAGACUGAGUUAAAAGUGCAUAAUCAUGCAGGCCUUCUGGAUGGGCGUGCAUCAGUGAUUAUACACUUAAACGCCGGUCUUGGCAAAAGUGAACCACAGCAUCGUUGGAUGUAUUUAUCCAGUUUUUUUAAUAUAUAUAUUGCUUUGGCAUAUUCUCUUUGCAGACCCAUUACUUGCCUUGCACUUACAAGUUGAUUUUUUGUAAAUGAGCUAGUUCUAUGCACAUUAAUUCAAAGGCAUUUCUGAAUAAACAAACACUAGAAAAUGCCUAAGGCCACAUCUGUAUAGCAUUAAUUUUUUAUAUUUAACAUAUAUUUGACUAAUUAAAAAUGAAAAUCAUUACCUGAAUUGGACAUUUAUACUAUUUUGAAGGCAAAUAGCUUCACAUCUUGAAGAAAAUGAAACUUUGGAACCAAAGUUGGCUUUGUUUCCAAAAGGAUUUUGACAAUGUCAUAUAAGCAAAUGAUUUAAAAUGUAUUUUGGUUCUAUUUAUACCUCAUAGAGGUUAGAUAAGGUUGAUUAUGGACACCUUAAGAUUUCUUCUUUUUCUGAUUUUAAAGCUCUUAUAUUUCUACCAGCCGUCCUGAUCUGUGUGAAAUCAUCACACUUGGGCCAAUAAAUUAGUUACUGCAGAUGUGCUGAGAAAAGUGAACAGGGAACCCUAAAUAUAUCGCAUAUACAUUUAUCUAUUCCUCUGUUUAACUCCACUGAAUUUUUUUAAUAAAGGAGAAUGAAACAAUAUGUAUUAAUGGAAAAAUCCUUUUGCUUCAGAUUUCCCAACUUUAUUCAGGGGGAAAAAAGUUUGUAUUUCUCUUAAACCAAUGCAGAGAAAGGCUACGUACUUAUAACACUCACCGUCAUAGUGGAGGCCAGAUGCAAGUUAAGUCUAGAGGUAGAACCAAGAUCAGUUCCUUUAGCAUAAACACAUUCUUAAACAUAUGACCUUUUACCUGUUUCUCAUUCAAAUGUGUUCGUAAUUCUCACAUUUUACAAGUUACUCUUGUGUAUAUUAUAAAAUAGAAUUACACGAUUUUUUUUUUUCAUUUUGCUAAAAAAGACAUCUCUGUAUUGUACUGUGAUAACCCCUAGGUGAGAGAGGAAACUCUGACAGGUGUCAUGUGUAGGCCUAGGUCCAAUUAUUAGGAACUCAGGAGGCCAAGGAAUGGAUCUACCAUGUCUCACUUACAUAAGCAAGUCAAUCUUUCAUUCCUAAUUUAGGUAAAACAGCAAGCAUGAGAAAAAAAAUGCUAUUUUUAUAGUCAGGUGAUGUUUUAGCUACUUGAAGUUGGCACUGAACUUGAUUGUAUUACCCACUGAAGAGCCAAUAAUCUUAUUUUUCUGCGUAAAGAAAAUGAAUUAUUCUUUAUUUUUCAAAUGUAUAAAGCACAAAUGUCAUCUAGUGAUUUAGAAUACAAAAUACUAUGAAAUGAAUGUAAAGAAUGAAAAAAAUGUAUUUUUGCAUGAAAACAGACUACUACUUACAGAAUUGCGUAAUUAUCUCAGGAAAAAAGAAUGAAUAAUCAUAUACAAAAUGGAUAAACUAUAUGUUGAGCUACAUUGCUGCAUAUUCUUGCCUGUUUUUAUUUUACGGAAGCAUAUACAGAAAAGACAAAGCAACCCUGGUAGUCUGAGUUUACUCUCAAGUAUGCUGCACAGGCCUGUCUGUGAAUCUACAAUUAACUGCAGUAAGAAUGGGAUUAGCAUUCAAGAGAGGACAAAGCCCCAAAUGAGGAACUUCAGUUAGAAUACAUGAAUGGUUAUCACCCAGAGGGUACAGAUAAAUAUCUGAAAUACAAGCAUUUCUAAACCUGGUCCCAAGUUAAAACGUUUUCAUGAAGUGACAAUGGCUUUUAAACAUUCAUUUGACUGGUAUUUUAAUUUUCCUUGUUAAAUCAUUGCAACAAGUGCAUGGGGGGGCGGGGGGAGAAAUGAAUAUUUUUUGAAGAAUUGCUUAUUCUACUUUCAAUUU
Molecule: messenger RNA, 5536 nt
Organism: Pteronotus mesoamericanus
Lineage: Eukaryota; Metazoa; Chordata; Mammalia; Chiroptera; Mormoopidae
Gene: ACSL6
Product: acyl-CoA synthetase long chain family member 6
Exons: 21
Coding region: 58-2226 (722 amino acids)
Biological process (GO): long-chain fatty acid metabolic process
Cellular component (GO): membrane; endoplasmic reticulum
Molecular function (GO): long-chain fatty acid-CoA ligase activity
Source: RefSeq, a predicted model, not a curated record